Molecule: messenger RNA, 5850 nt
Organism: Sardina pilchardus (European sardine)
Lineage: Eukaryota; Metazoa; Chordata; Actinopteri; Clupeiformes; Clupeidae
Gene: itih5
Product: inter-alpha-trypsin inhibitor heavy chain 5
Exons: 16
Coding region: 45-3449 (1134 amino acids)
Biological process (GO): hyaluronan metabolic process
Molecular function (GO): serine-type endopeptidase inhibitor activity
Source: RefSeq, a predicted model, not a curated record
CAGCGGGGACGAAGUUGAGAAGCCCCGCAUCGGAGACCGCUGAUAUGGAAACUUUGAUUUUAUUGUGCGCCAUCAUCCUGUGCUGCAGCCCACUCGGAUUUGCGCAGGAAGACGACCCUAAAUUCGAGGAUGAUAUUAUUUUCAGUGAUUUGAAUGUAGAUUUGAAUGUUGCGCCGCGCAGGGAACGUCGCCAAGUGAAGACCAUGCUGACGAAGGAGACUAAGCCACAUAUGACAGAACUGUCGGUAAAGACCACCAUCAUCUCCCGGUACGCGUUUACAGCCGUGUACUGCAGGAUGUUCAACCGGCACUUAUCUGCUGCAGAGGGAACGUUUCAUUUCCAGAUUCCUGUGGCCGCCUUUGUUUCCAACUUCACCAUGAUAGUGGGGGGCCGGGUGUUCCCCAGCCAGAUCAGGCCCAAGGAGAAGAAGGCCAAGCAGGGCAAGGACGACCAGAAAGAGCCCCCCACGGGCAAGCCCAAGGACCAAGCCUCCAACAACCAGAGUGAGGGUGACAUGGAAACCUUCAAGAUGGUGGUGAAGAUUCCCGGCCGUAACUUUGCCGUGUUCAUGCUCACCUUCGAGGAGCUGCUGCAGAGGCGAUUGGGCUACUACGAGCAUGUGACCAGCGUGCGGCCGCUCCAAUUGGUCAGCCGCCUGAGCGUGGAGGUCACCAUCGUGGAGCACUCACCCGUCUCACACCUGGAGGUUCUUCCUCUACGCAAUGGCAAAACCUCCAGCGGUAAUGCAGAUGGUAAGGUCGCGCUGCCUAUUUCCACGGUGAUCCAGCGGAACAACAGCUUCUGUAGGGUCAAGUUCAACCCCAGCAUCGUCCAGCAGGCUCGGCUGACCACCACGGGCAAUCUGGGAGACUUUGUGGUGCGCUACGAUGUGGAGAGAGAGAUGGGCAUAGGAGACAUCCAGGUGUUGGAUGGUUAUUUCGUUCACUACUUUGCCCCCAGAGAUCUCCCGGUGGUGCCCAAGAACGUGGUGUUUGUCAUCGACACCAGCGCCUCCAUGCUCGGAACCAAGAUGAGACAGACUAAGGAGGCGCUGUUCACCAUCCUGCGGGACCUGGGUCCUGACGACCGCUUUAACUUCGUCUCCUUCUCCAACCGCGUGCGUGUGUGGCAGCCUGGCAAGCUGGUGCCCGUCACACCCCUGAACGUGCGCGACGCCAAGAAGUUCAUCUACAUGGUCACGCCCACAGGAGGAACUGACAUCAACAGUGCCAUCCAAUCAGGCUCCUCCCUGCUCAGCGACUUCCUGUCCAGCCCCGAGGCGGCGUCCAAUCACAACUCGGUGUCUCUGAUCAUCUUCCUGACGGACGGGCGGCCCACGUCGGGCGAGCUGCAGACGGCGAGCAUCCUGGCCAACGCGCAGCGGGCGGUUGGCGAGCGCUUCUGCGUCUUCACCGUCGGCAUGGGCGACGACGUGGACUACCGGCUGCUGGACCGCAUGGCGCUGGAGAACUGCGGCACCAUGAGGAGGAUCCCCGAGCAGGCCGACGCUCGCUCGCUCCUCAAGGGGUUCUACGACGAGAUCGGCACGCCGCUGCUGUCGGACAUCCAGGUGGAGUACCAAGAGGACCAGGUGGAGUACGUAACGCAGCACCUGUUCACCAACUACUUCAACGGCUCCGAGAUCGUCAUCUCGGGCAAGCUGACCAAUCGCAGCGCGGACACGCUGCACGUGCAGGUCACCGCCAGCAACAGCGACCGCAGCAUCGUCAUGGAGAAGGACGUGCCGCUACGGCAACGGCAGAUGGAGAUGGAGCGCAGGAUGAAGGCGGCCGGGCUGCCUACGGGAACGGGACUGGACGCAGUCAGAGCACAGAUCUUGGCUGGGGCAAUGGGAACGGGACUGGACGCAGUCAGAGGUAUAGUUACGAGCUCAGGAACAGCCACAACAACCGGCAGACCCACCGGUGCCGACUCAAACAGAGGAACUCAGACAGAUGCUAACGCAAACGCCAAACCGGGUGCCAACGCCAAACCGGGUGCCAAUGGCAAACCAGGUGCCCAUGGCAGACCAGGUGCCCAUGGCAGACCAGGUGCAGACGCAAACACCAACGGCAAAUCGGACAGGAAAGCAGACGCAAAGGCGGAAUCAGACGGGAAAGCAGACGUAAACGGGAACGCCGACGGGAAGGCCGCCACCAACGCGUCGGAGGGCAGUCCGGGCUACGUGGAGCGCCUGUGGGGCUUCAUGAGCGUGAAGGACGGGCUGCGUUCGCGCAUGCGCAGCCACACGAGCCGCGAGCGCGACGAACACGCCCGCACGGCCACCGGCCUCUCGCUCGCCUACAACUUCCUCACGCCGCUCACCGACAUGACCGUGGAGAAGCCGCAGGUGCUCGCCGACGGGACGCUCGUCACCGAGGCCACGCCCACGCAGCCGCCGGCCAAUGAGCUUCCAGAGGAGGAGGAAGAGGAGGAGGAGGAGGGAGCCUCAGUGCCGUCGUCGUCGUCGUCGUCACAGAGCCUGACCAGGAAGAAGGACCAACCAGGGAAGGGUUCUAAAGUUUCCAAGGCAACUGGCAGUGCCGCUGCAAAGAGACCCUCCAAAAAGCCUGUCACCAAAAUCUCCAAAACAUCCGCUGACGGUGAUCCCCACUUUGUGGUGGAGUUUCCUCUGAGUAAGCUGACCGUGUGUUUCAACAUUAACGGAGAGCCGGGCCACGUCCUCCGCCUCGUCACAGACCACGCCCAGUCCGGCGUGACGGUUAACGGUAAGCUGAUCGGCGCACCGCCCCCUCCUGGCAGCCACAAGCAACUGCGGACGUACUUCAGCACCAUCACCAUCGUGGCGGACAAGCCCCGGCGCUCCUACAUCGAAGUGACCCCUAAGAAGGUCAUCCUCGACGGCCGAGACCGCAUGGUGCUGCCCUGCGACAAGAGCGUCUCCGUGGAGUCCGGUGACCUGGCCGUCGCCAUAGCGGCCGGCGCCAACGUCACGGUGACCAUCAGGGGCACGAUCGGAUUCGUCAUCCUGCUGCAUCGCUACAAAAACCCCGCCCCCUACCAGAGAGACCACCUGGGGUUCUACAUCGCCAACAGCAAGGGGCUCAGCAGGGACACGCACGGACUACUGGGUCAGUUCCUGAAUGAGGAGGUGGGACUGGUUGAGCUAAGCGCUUACGCCGCUAACUCCACCAUCACUGCUAACGCCACCACCGCCGCUAACGUCACCACCCAGCAGCUGACAGCAGGGGGCGCCACUCAGCCCUCUCCUCCGCCGCCGCCACGCACCGCCCUAAAGGUCAAAGGUCGCACGGUGCCGGUGGUGAAGAAGUCCCGGCGCAUCUACAGCGGCAGCCAGACGGUGGACUGCUGGUUCGCGCGCAACAACGCCGCCAAGCUAAUCGACGGCGAGUACGGAAGCUACGUGGUGUCGCACAUGUUCGACACGGGCAGCUGGCCGCACGACUCCAACGCCAACACGGACUGAGGCGCCCGGCGGCCGAGAAGGGGGCCGCUACGAGCCCAAACGUCACGCCAGAAACACGUGGACGUUACGGCGCAGAACACACACUCGGUGCCAUCGGAAACACACUGCACUGUUGACCUACUCUCUGUAUGCAGUAGGACUUCUUCUUACAGCCCAAUACAACCGCGCGCUGUUUGUACCCUUUUGCACCCCGUACCCCUAGUCACUAUUGCAUCCCCCUAUAAACAUGUGGCCCAACACAACGAGAGAUUACGGACUUAACAAUAAACAAACAACACAGCACAGCACAGCCUGACCACACUGCACUAUGCACAUACUGUAGCACAUCUUACACUACACACACACGUGCACACACACACAUUCACACACUCUCUCUCUCUCUCUUACACACACACACCCCACUCUCUAUCUCUCUCUCUCUCUCUCACACACACACACACACACGCACAUCUCCCCCCUCUCACUCCUCGUGCACUCAGGAGAGAUGUUGGCUCUUUGCCUCUUGUGGACUAAGUAACUAUUCCAUUACUCGUGAAUAUAUUUUUAUACUGCUAUUUUAAUGUUUAAUGUAAUACAAAGCCGUGUGAUUUGUUAAGCUACAUGUUGUUUUUUGUUUGCUUGUCAUUGUUUACUCACAUUUUAAGCCCUAACCAAAGAAUUUAAUAUGUACUUGGAGGUCAGAAAGAGACAUGAAUGAGAAGCCGAGUGGCACUCUAGAAUCAGGGAGAGGAAUGUGCGCCACUCUAGAACACAGCUGGGUCACAUAAAGAUGGAAUCCUCAACUGUCAGACCUGCCAAUCACUCUUUCACUAUCGAGGGGUCUCUCUUCAAAUCAUGGGAAAGGUGGCAACAAGAAACACACACACACACACAGCCAGCUCAUAAACAUGGUGAUACUGACAAACACACACACACAAUACACCGCCACCUCUAGCUGAAAAACACUACACACGUCAGAAGCACACACACACACUUUAAAACACUGCUAGCUCAUACACACAACACUGACAAAAACAAGCAAACCCACACUUUAACACACACACACACACACAUUCUUUAAUAUACUGCCAGCCCAUAAACAUGGCGACACACACCAAACCUGUUGGCUCCUCACCUCUCCUUGACUGGUUGGUCCCUGUCAUCACCGGCAGGUCACUGGGUCAAAGGUCACGCCCACUUCAGGUGUGCUCAUCUGUCUGUCAUCAUCUGAAGCCCCUCCCCCUUUUCCAUCACCAAACCCACUAGUGGCAGAGGGGGGCGGGGUUACCAGGGCAUUCCACAAGGACAGACAGGCAGGCAGGUGAUAACCUUUCAAUCCCAGUUGCAAAGUUGUAAGACACACACACGCACAGACAAUGAACUCUCUCACCUGAGCAGGUGUGUGAAUGAACUGUGUGCGAGUGUGUGUGUGUGUGCACGCGCAAUCUAAACUCAUGGCUUCUGAUUUGAACAGUCUGACCCAUUCUCUCUCUCUCUCUCUCUCACAUUUUUAAAUACAGGCUACUCCUUAGACUAAAGACUGUGGGAGAGCAUUAAACCACACCAAGACCACACUAAGUGCUAGAACCUACAGUGAUGUCAUUCGUUUGAAGACGCUGAUGGAUUUGCUGAUUUAUGCUCCGGUUUUAUAGGAAAGCAUCAGAUCAUUUUCAACACACACACACACACACACACUCUCUCUCUCUCUCCAACACACGCACACAUUUACGAAAAACAUUGCUCUAUUUUGUUUCUAUCUAGUUUUCAGAAAAUGUGCAACAUGUAGGUGAGAUGAACGGAGUGUGUUUCGAAGGUUCCGUGUGUAUCCGUGUUUAACAUUGACCAUAAAUGUUCUGUAAGAACAUCGGUACUAGAAGCUUUUCAGAGGAGCCGCUUUCCCGGACUUUCCCUGCCUUUGGUUAUUCUGAACCAAGCGUUUGAUCUGAGCAGCGGAGGCCUCUUCAAGGAGUCAUAGAGCGCCCCUCAGGCCUACUGCACCAGAGGAGUUCACGAGGAAAAACAAUUAUCAAAGUAGGAUCAGACGUAUCCAAUCUGAUGAACGAGAUCACGCACAUUGUAAAGGUGCCUGUGGGUUUGACGGUUUUAAAUAGAGGUGUCAUAGAAUACCAAUAUUUCAGUGAAUAGUCAUGUUGUCUCCAAUUAUGAUUAUAAAUCUGUGUGUGUGUGUGUGUGUGCCUACACUGUCCCCCCAUGGAGUAAACCUAACAGUUGGAGAGUUUGUGUGAUGUUCAAGAGGGCCAUAAUGUGAUUGAACGGAGUCAUGUUGCAUCCCAAAGAAGAACAGCUCCUGAUUGUGUGCUUUUCUAUGGAAAAAAAACAGACAUGUCUUUUCUUGUGUUCUGUAAUCAAAGUCUUUAUUUAGAGUAUAAAGAGUGAACUGGUAAAUAAAAUCUCCCCACAA